Medicago truncatula (barrel medic) is the source of this 1991-nucleotide messenger RNA. Its product is annotated as protein NRT1/ PTR FAMILY 4.6. The record is from RefSeq and is a predicted model, not a curated record. Gene Ontology annotation, biological process: transmembrane transport. Lineage: Eukaryota; Viridiplantae; Streptophyta; Magnoliopsida; Fabales; Fabaceae. Gene Ontology annotation, cellular component: membrane. Gene Ontology annotation, molecular function: transmembrane transporter activity. Bases 132 to 1865 code for a protein of 577 amino acids. The transcript is spliced from 5 exons.
ACAAUUAUGUCCAAGCUGGAUCUUUUCCUCUCUUCUCCCUCACACUUUCUUUAAAUCUUCUCACAUUCUUCUUCUUUUUUUCACCUCAUAAAUCUCUCUCUCUCCAGAUCCAAACCCAAAGAGACAGAGAGAUGGAACUUGAACAACAACAGGGAACAAGAUGGAUUGGCUAUGUCGACUGGAGGAACAGACCUGCCCACAGAGGCAGACAUGGUGGCAUGCUUGCAGCCUCUUUUGUUUUGGUGGUGGAGGUGCUAGAGAAUCUUGCAUUUCUAGCAAAUGCAAGCAACUUGGUGUUAUAUCUAAGGAAAUAUAUGCACUUUUCACCAUCAAAAUCUGCUAACAAUGUGACAAAUUUCAUGGGAACAGCUUUUCUUCUUGCUUUGCUUGGUGGUUUUUUAUCUGAUGCAUUUUUCACAACUUAUCACAUCUACCUGAUAAGUGCAGUUAUUGAGUUCCUGGGACUAAUUGUACUCACAACACAAGCAAGUGUAUCUUCACUUCAGCCACCAUCAUGUGACCCAACAAGUGUAUGCCAUGAAGUUCAUGGUGCAAAAGCAUUAAUGCUAUUUGGUGGACUAUACCUAGUUGCACUUGGAGUUGGAGGAAUUAAGGGAUCAUUGGCACCACAUGGUGCUGAGCAAUUUGAUGAGGACAAUGUAUCUGGAAGAAAGAAUAGAUCAACUUUCUUUAACUACUUCAUCUUUAGCUUAGCAUGUGGUGCACUUAUUGCAGUUACUUUUGUUGUGUGGAUUGAAGAUAAUAUUGGGUGGAAAUGGGGUUUUGGAAUUGCUACUAUUAGCAUAUUUGUUUCUAUUCCUGUGUUCUUGGCUGGUUCUACUAAAUAUAGGAAUAAGAUUCCUACUGGAAGUCCUCUUACAACCAUUUUUAAGGUUUUGGUUGCUGCUACAAUGAACAACUGCAUCUACAAAAAUUCCAGCAGUAGUGCUGUGGUAAACAUGACAUCAAGCCCUACAAAUUCAAACAAUGUUAGAAAACCAAAAGAGGAAGGAGAAACAUCCAAACAAACAAAGGAAAUUCAAGCACCAACAGACACACUAAGAUUCCUCAACAGCGCGAUCGAAAACGAAAAAAUCAAAUGCUCAGUCGAAGAACUCGAAGACGUAAAAAUAGUCUUAAAAAUCCUCCCAAUUUUCGCCUGCACAAUUGUCCUAAACUGUUGCUUAGCUCAACUAUCAACAUUCUCAGUCGAACAAGCCGCGACAAUGAACACAAAAUUCGGUUCAUUAAAAGUACCACCGGCUUCAUUACCAAUUUUCCCGGUACUUUUCAUAAUGAUCCUAGCACCAAUUUAUGAUCACAUAAUUAUACCCUUUGCAAGAAAAUACACAAAAUCAGAAAUGGGAAUAACACAUCUUCAAAGAAUUGGAAUUGGAUUAGUCCUAUCUAUAAUUGCAAUGGCAGUUGCAGCUAUAGUUGAAGUGAAGAGAAAAAGAGUAGCAAGAAAUCAUGGACUAUUAGAUGAUGCAACAAAACCAAUACCAAUAACAUUCUUUUGGAUUGCAUUUCAGUACUUGUUUCUUGGUUCAGCUGAUCUUUUCACUAUGGCUGGUUUGUUGGAAUUUUUCUUCACAGAAGCACCAAUUAAAAUGAGAUCUUGGGCUACAUCACUUACUUGGGCUUCUUUGGCAUUAGGUUAUUAUUUAAGUUCAGUGAUUAUAUCAAUAGUUAAUAGUGUUACUGGUAAUUCCUCUCAUAAACCUUGGUUAUCUGGUUCUAACCUUAACCAUUAUCAUUUAGAGAGGUUUUAUUGGCUUAUGUGUGUGCUUACUGGCUUGAAUUUUCUGCAUUACUUGUUUUGGGCAAUUAGGUACAAGUAUAGAGGAACAGGAAACCAUUACUGAUGAAUGGAAACUUAGAAUGUAAAAAUCAAAAUUUUCAAACGGUGUUAAAUAAUAAGUACUUUUUCAAGUUUACAAAUUGUAACAUGGUUUAAAAUUUUGUGAAGUCAGUUUUGGUUGUAAUUUUCA